CCCCUGAGGCGGGAGCCGGCGGCGGCGCGGCCGGGCGGCAUCAUGUCGGUGAGCGACAUGUUCAUCGCGCUGCAGGGCGUCCUCACCGCCGACCAGGACAUCCGCGAGGAGAUCCGGAAGGUGGUGCAGACGCUGGAGCAGACGGCUCGCGAGAUCCUCACGCUGCUGCAGGGCGUCCACCAGGGCGCCGGCUUCCAGGACAUACCAAAGAAAUGUCAGAAGGCUCGUGAACACUUUGGGACAGUAAGAACACAGCUGGCAUCUCUGAAGACCAAGUUUCCUGCUGAUCAGUAUUACAGAUUUCAUGAGCACUGGAGGUUUGUGCUACAGCGCUUGGUGUUCCUGGCAGCGUUCGUUGUCUACUUGGAGACAGAAACAUUAGUGACCCGAGAAGCUGUUGGAGAAAUACUUGGGAUUGAAGCUGAUCGAGAGAGGGGCUUUCAUCUGGACAUAGAAGACUAUCUUUCUGGUGUAUUAACUCUUGCUAGUGAGCUGGCCAGACUGGCAGUGAACAGUGUCACAGCUGGUGACUAUUCUCGCCCUCUCCGCAUCUCAACUUUUAUCAACGAGUUGGAUUCUGGCUUCCGUCUCCUCAACCUGAAAAAUGACUCCCUGAGGAAACGUUAUGAUGGCCUGAAGUACGAUGUCAAGAAAAUCGAGGAAGUGGUUUAUGACUUGUCGAUCAGAGGACUCAAUAAGGAGGCAACAAGUGGUGCUGGUGGCGAGAAGUGAAGGAUGCUCAUUUUAAUGGCAUCAUUGAUUACCUCAGAUGGUUGCCAAUUUAGGAGGCAUGUUAGCAAAGCCCUCCUGCAGUAGUUUAGAAGAACUGCAGCUGAAAGCUGCUCUCUAUUUUCUUACAAAAUGUGUAGUACGGGUGUUAGAUCUCAAUGUUUUGUAAAAUCAUGCCUAGGUUAGGGCAACAGGCUCUCUGUUCCUAGUGAAACUCCUCUUUCAAAACACACAUUGCAGUUCUGUGCACAGCAGCAAUAGCUGUCAGUAACUCUCAUAAACUGAAAUUCUCAUAAACUCUCAUAAACUCUCAUAAACUGAAAUUAGUUCCGUAGUGCUGCCUCACUGCUUUGGCAGUGAUGUGCUUCAGCUAUUUCUGCUCACACAUCUUUAAAGAUACAUGUGAUAUUUUAAGAAACACAGUGUGUAAAAUACCUGUACAUUUUCUUAGAACAGUGAUUUUUUGCCUUUUUUCUUAAAUUUCACCUACUUUAAUAAGUUGAAUGGAAGAGAUUUACAUAGCUGUUUAUUACCUAGAUCUUUUUAAGUGGUUUCAGUUAAUGUAUCAAAAACCUGUUAUUUGAGAAAUUAGUGAGCAAAUUCCUGAGAUUUUUCUCCAUUGGAGCUGGCAUACUACACCCAAACAUGCAUAUAUAUAUGUGUGUGUGUGAAUAUAUAUAUAUAUAUAUAUAUAUAAAAACACACACACACACACCCACACACACACACCAAACACCUCUCUCUCUCUCUCUCUCUCUCUCUCUCUCUCUCUCUCUCUCUUCCUCGUCGUUCUACCUUUUGAAUGAGAGUUCUGUUACCAGGGAGAGCAGGGUUUUCUCAAACAUCUGUUUCACUGGUUGGCAUUUGUUUUACUGACAUGAGUAAAUGUUGAAUUUCAGAAUGAUCAAUUUACCUUGAGAACUCUGUGUAACCAAUUUAUUUUGGACUACCAAAGUUUCCAAAUAGAAAAGUGUUAACUGAUAAACUGCAGGUAGUGUUUGAGUUCUGAAAACCUAAAUAGACCACAAUUUCACCUGUUUCCUAGGAUUUAAAAAAAAAUAGUUCAUGUAAUAAAAUGUUUGUAUCUUCAGAAAAUUGGAAACUUAGUUUUAGAUAGUUUGCAUGUAAUAUUUUUUCCAAACACCAACAGACUCUUUCCUCUGUGUAAAAGGACAGACUCAUAUCUCCCACUCAGUGUGUUUGUUCUUGUGUCCUAAAUGACUUUGGUUUUGAAUUUUCCCACUCUUUUACCACUUGGUGGUCCCAUAGGGUUAAGAAGAAAAACUAACUUAAGGAGGAGGAAUAUUUCUAAAAGAUGAAUACGAACAAUCAAAGUUAUGUUGGGUUUGUGUUUCAUUUUGUUGGCAAAGAUUUCCCAUUGUUCCAGUUAGUAUUUUUUUAUUAGAAGAAAAUGGUUUCUUGGUUACUUUGGCCAAUAAAAACUGUUCUGUGGUUUUGGCCAUUUGGUAA
This is a messenger RNA of Rhea pennata, 2199 nucleotides long. It is a transcript of the gene TSN, whose product is annotated as translin. The coding region runs from base 43 to 732 and encodes 229 amino acids. NCBI's taxonomy places the organism in Eukaryota, Metazoa, Chordata, Aves, Rheiformes, Rheidae. Gene Ontology annotation, molecular function: sequence-specific DNA binding; single-stranded DNA binding; RNA binding. The transcript is spliced from 6 exons. Gene Ontology annotation, biological process: RNA metabolic process. Gene Ontology annotation, cellular component: cytoplasm; nucleus. The record is from RefSeq and is a predicted model, not a curated record.